AUGCUGUUCUGGACGAUCACUUCAUCAUUCUGCACCCUGCUCCAGGUUGCCCAAGGGUCUUCUCAUGAGUUGUGGGACGGGAAUUCCGGUUCACUCGUCCGUUCCCCUCUGCAUGGUGGCCGCAGAGGAGGAGAAGAGGUGACCGGGCAGAGAGACUUACAUAGGCAGAAGCGGCAAGCUGCAUUACCGGAAGAAUACACCAUAGCUGUUGAGAUACGUUUUGUGGAUUCUUCGCUCCAGAAUGCCGUCAAAAGUUACCUGAAAAAUCUUAGCUUUCCACUCUUCACAAAUGCCACUGAUCCAACUGAAACCAUUUCAAGUGUUCACGUUAACACAGUGUGCAACUCAACAGGCAGUGACAGCACACAUUGUUGCUGUGAAGAUGAUUACAGGUGGCUUAGUGAGAUAUGCACUCAUCCAGCCUGCCUCGGGACCACAGCAGCACCAGAAGGCCACAACUGUAUCGCACAACUGCCUUCUCAAGAAAUGUAUUGCCAGCUAUUGCCUGAAGAAAUCUACACAAGAAAAAUGUUUGUUCGACUCAACAUACCCUUUCAGAAUGCUCUCAAGAAUCCAUCCUCAGAGAUGUAUCAGCAAUACAAAAGAGACCUGGAGCGUGCGUUUACUGUGGGUUACAAAACGUUAUACGGCUUCAUAAGUGCAAACGUUACAGAGUUCAGGAGUGGAAGCACCGUGGUUGAUUAUGAGGUAACAUCAGCGAGGGCUAUACCGGUUGAAAAAGCAAGCGGGAAAGUGGCCGCCGCCUUAAAUAGCUCCUACAAGUUAGAUCCAACCUCCUUUCGGAGCCCUUCAGUGGAAAUCUAUGGUGGAACAAACAUCUCUAUUUUGCCCAGACCCAUUUUCAAGGGGGACACAGUAACCAUGAGGUGUGAGUCGAGAGCCAACUCGAGCAACGUGACUUGGUCUUUCCAAGGAAGUUCCAUCUCCAGCAGCGGCAGGCACUCCAUAACGAGCGGACAUUCGAAUGGGAAGUCCAUCUCCACGCUGAAAAUCCGAAACAUCUUGCUGAAUGAGUCUGGAGAGUAUCGUUGCACUUUUACUGAACACAAUACUUCGCCAAUGAUGAUGCACACAGCAGAGGGUAACAUCAACGUUUCUUUAAUCCAACUCAUGAAGUCCGAGGACGUUACAAUGGUGUGCAAUGGGGAAAAGAGAGAGUUGAGCUGCUGCGUUGAUACAGAAAUGAGUUUCUUCACCGUUCAUUGGAAAUCGAAUGGCGCCAUCAAUAUUUCAGGAACUAACUAUUCCACCCUGAACUGCACUCAGUACGUGCUGCAGGCCAAUGAGUCUCAGUGCCCAGCAGACAAGUCGGGGACCAUCACGACUUAUACCUGUGAAGUGAGCACGACGGAUGGUGCCCGCCAGAGUAAACACAUCGCCGUGAAGUAUUUGCGCAAGGCAAAUGUGACUCUCAUGUCAAGCACAAACGGCCGCGUUUCAGAAGGGGCCAAUUUCUCCCUGAGGUGCCACAGUGACAUCAGCAAUUAUGACCACAUCAGCUGGGAAAUCCAAAAUGGAAACCCCGUGCAAGAUAUCAGCAGCCUGUGGUACACGACCACAAAGACCCCAAAUGGAGCGGAGUCUGUUCUGGAUGUACGCAGGGCUGACCAGAAUUGGGCAGGCACCUAUACUUGUACCUUCUUCCAAGAGUCUCUGAAGAGUUCUGCGCGUCAGGCAGUGGAAGUGUUCCCUUUGCCCCUGAAACAAGACAUCAUCCGAGAUCCCAUCGAAGUCGUCAUCCCGUGCUCAGGGAAUCAAAUGUUGAAGUGCUGCGUGGCCACCGGCAGAAGCGAGAAUUACACAGUGACAUUCCAUGUUGACCAAAGCGAUCCCAGUAGUCCAGACGGCCAAAGGCAAGAAGGCAGCUUCAUCUGCUACGUAAAAAUGCUCAGUUAUGACAACUGUGGCCACGAAAAGGCUUUUUUUGCAUCUUGUACAUUCAGAAACCAAAUCGGUGGAAGCGUUCAGAGCUCUCCUAUGAAUUUAACACUUGCACCAAAAAACGCCUUAACAUGUAACUCCUCGGACGUCGGUGUUGGGGUAAAUGGAACAAAGAUCGUAAAACCUUGCAAGGGGAACAACAGUAGCGUCCGAGGAAACAUCACUUACACGUGUAAUCAUAUCUGGGUCAUUGCUCAAAACAGCUGUCUGUCUGUCACAGUAAAUAAUCUUCUCCUUGGUGCUGAGUCUUUGGUGCUCAGCCCUGCCCCCGAUAAGGAGCUGCCCGCAUACCUGGGAAACCUGAACAACACUGUAAAGACAGAACAGAAAGAUAUCAGCAACUCAUCGGCAAACCUGGAAGCUGUGGUUGACAUUUUGAAUAAAAUUUCGACGAUACCUUUAGAAGCAGAGAUGGAACCGAUGGCAAAUUUUUUAUCCACGGUAGAUACCGUCAUCAGUGCUCCAACAGAUACUUGGAAUGGUGUUACGAAUGGGAGCUCUCAAUUAUUGGACUCGGUAGAGCAAUUUUCGAACUCCCUCAUAGCUAUUAAUGACACUAUUCCUUCUGUCAUCCUGGAGAAUAUUCAGCUUCAAGGUGUCGUCCUGAACGAAAGCGACAUUUCAGACUACAACAAGGAUUUUACAUUCUCCAGCCUCUCCAACCUCAGCAGCAACGUGCUAAUCGACAAAGAGGCAAUUGAAAACGGGAAACUCUUUCAAUCCACCAUCAUCAGCGUGGCUUACUCCAAUCUCAGCCAUAUCAUCCCGCAGCACGAGCAGAGCCAAGAAUUAAUAAAUGGCUUAGUGAUCUCUACAGUAGUGAAGGCUAACCAAAGUGAGCCCUUCCAGAUCAAAAUGACAUUUGCAAAGAUAAACAAGUCGCUGAUAACUCCCCGGUGUGUCUUUUGGAAUUUCAGUUUCCAGGGGGACCAAGGGUACUGGGACAACACUGGCUGCCAAAGCGAAGAGAACGAAGGGCAUGUCAGUUGCUCCUGUGAUCACUUGACUUCCUUUUCUGUGCUGAUGUCACCUGCUAAAUGUGAAGACUACGGCGCAAGUAAGUGGCAGUCCCUGCGUUAUCUCACUUACAUAGGCUUGGGGGUCUCCAUAUUGAGCCUGGUGGCUUGCAUUGUCAUUGAAGCCCUCGUAUGGAAAUCAGUAACUAAAACAAGAAUAUCUUACAUGCGCCACAUUUGUAUACUGAAUGUUGCAAUUUCUCUCCUGAUCGCGGACACAUGGUUCAUUGUGAUUGCAGCAAAGGAGCAAACUGGAAAUUGCAGCAAAACGGAAACAAAGAUGGAAAAGAAGCUGGGAACAGAGAUUUGCAUAGCAGCAGCAUUUUUCGUCCACUUUUUCUACCUCUGUGUUUUCUUCUGGAUGCUUUCCCUGAGCCUUUUGCUCUUCUACCACUUGGUCUUCAUUUUGCACAACACGAGCAAAACCACCAUGAAAGCCGUCGCCUUCUGCUUGGGUUAUGGCUGCCCUCUGGUCAUCUCGGGCAUCACCAUAGCUGUUACUUUGCCGCAGAAAUCAUACUUAAGAAAUCAUACACAAGAGGACAUCUGCUUCCUCAACUGGGACAACAGCUAUGCUCUCUUGGCACUGGUUGUUCCUGCCCUGGUCAUUGUUGCUAUCAAUGCGGUGAUUACCGCUGUGGUCAUAGCAAAAAUACCAAGACGUUCCAUUGGGGAAAGGUCACGAAACGACGAGAGGAGCUCGCUAUAUCGGAUCGCCAAGAGUAUUGGCGUUCUGACACCGCUCUUAGGACUCACCUGGGGAUUCGGCUUGGCAGUCGUUUUCAAAGACAGCUCACUCGUGUUCCAUAUUCUAUUUAACUUUUUCAAUGCCUUUCAGGGAUUAUUCAUUCUGUUGUUUGGAAUUCUCUGGGACAGAAAGGUACGAGAAGCCUUGCUGAAUAAGUUCUCACGGUCCAGAUGGAGUUCCCGGACCUCAAAGUCCACAGGCCAGAGCCCAUCUGCUCCCAUGCUCUCUCUCAGUUCCCCCUUCUCCAGAGUAUUAAACAACUUGUUUGGCAAAGCAGGGAAAUAUCAAGUCUCUUCCACGGAAUCGGCCUCUUCAUCUUCCGAAAACACCUCCAAAGCGCAUUCUUUGCUGACCUGAAGAUAUGGAUGCCUGCCUUUUCAGAA
Messenger RNA from Heteronotia binoei (common prickly gecko), 4109 nucleotides. It is a transcript of the gene ADGRF5, whose product is annotated as adhesion G protein-coupled receptor F5. Gene Ontology annotation, biological process: cell surface receptor signaling pathway; G protein-coupled receptor signaling pathway. Gene Ontology annotation, molecular function: G protein-coupled receptor activity. The coding region runs from base 1 to 4083 and encodes 1360 amino acids. Gene Ontology annotation, cellular component: membrane. Lineage: Eukaryota; Metazoa; Chordata; Lepidosauria; Squamata; Gekkonidae. The record is from RefSeq and is a predicted model, not a curated record. The transcript is spliced from 20 exons.